AUGUCCCUUACGAUGGCCUAUGGACAUAUCGGCCCCGUCCCCGAGCUGGAAGAGGAGUCGUUGCACGAAGACGACUCAGUGGGCGAGCUCGACUUCAUGGACGAGGAGGUGGUCGACACGUCUUUGAUGGGACUAGAAGACUGGACCGAGGAAGACUCAGACGCCGAGGGGCUGAUGCCGGGCUGCCAGUGCACAUCGGUGUCCCGCAUCAGGCGUGUAAAGCCAGCAGACAGGCAAGCCGAUAUCUCCAGAGCUUCACUCGCUGGCGACCGAGAUGUGGUGCGGCAUAUUCCGACCAUGCUGCGGGUCGCCGAUUUGAUGCCUGGCGUCAAAUGCAACAAGCAGCUGACGGUUCCCCUCCCCCAAGACCAGCUGUACCGGUACUUUUCCCCGGAGAACGAGUACACCUGGGUCAAAUUGAGGGUCAUAAGUCCGGACCCGUCCUACGACCCGGCCGCCGUGCGCGUCGAGGUCCGAAGGAUCUUCGGCGGUCACCUCUUCACUUAUGGCCAGAACGAUCUCGACGCCGACAGCCAGGGCCACCUCUGGCUGUCAUUCUGCCUUUGGCUCAAGCCAGUCGGAUCGGAUCUGGCAGCCGCCGAAAACCCGGCAACGCCCUCCGCCUCCUCCCAUGCCCCUGUCCACACCCUCGCUCUCCCUUCCCCCCCUUUGCUUGCGGCGCCGCGCGGAAAAGAUCCGCCGGUCGCAACCCCGGUCAAGACUCUCCCACGCCAGCAGCCUCGAAGAGGCGAAGGCGAGCGUGACCUUGCCGUCGUGGCUCCGACAUGA
Trichosporon asahii var. asahii CBS 2479 is the source of this 789-nucleotide messenger RNA. RefSeq lists its product as uncharacterized. NCBI's taxonomy places the organism in Eukaryota, Fungi, Basidiomycota, Tremellomycetes, Trichosporonales, Trichosporonaceae. The transcript is spliced from 3 exons. Bases 1 to 789 code for a protein of 262 amino acids. The record is from RefSeq and is a predicted model, not a curated record.